AUGGACAGAUGUUCAUCAAAGAACGAGAUCACGGUUGCACAAGGCCCUGCCGGUACUCUUCCAAGUGGGAUACCGCAAUUUUCAGUGGAAAUCGCAAACACAAAUUCGCAAGUACCCAUUGCUAAUAUCCAUCUCAACUGUAAGGAAUUCAGUUCUGCCAUCCUUGUUAACCCUGAGAUAUUCAAGCGCAUUGCCGUGGAUGACUGUCUGGUCAACGACGGAAGAGCACUAGCUAGCUCCCGGUGCAGCACUCUCCUUCAAAUUAAUACGCCAACACCAAGCAAUACCCUCUUACAGUUCUCUCAGCCACUUGUUAAAUCAUCCGCAGUUUCAUGCGCUUUCAGCAUUGUUGCUAGCUAG
This is a messenger RNA of Populus trichocarpa (black cottonwood), 360 nucleotides long. Its product is annotated as TPD1 protein homolog 1. The record is from RefSeq and is a predicted model, not a curated record. The coding region runs from base 1 to 360 and encodes 119 amino acids. Gene Ontology annotation, biological process: cell fate determination. Lineage: Eukaryota; Viridiplantae; Streptophyta; Magnoliopsida; Malpighiales; Salicaceae. The transcript has a single exon.